ACAACACAGCUUGGGAACUGAAAAAGCUACAGAUCCAGCCACUCAACUCGGGGGAGUCAGGGAGGAAUCCUCCGCAUUCUCCCGGCCCAGAAACGAGGGAAGAAGCCAAAGUGAGCAAUACUUAACAAAGCCAUUUAAGGACCAGAAGGCGGGGAGGUAACUACCUGCUGAAAAGGGAAUUUUCUUUUUAACAUAUAUUUAAAAAGAAAAAAAGCCAAAACAACUUAGCACUGCCUUUGAUGUAAUGGCAUCCGAUCACUGAUCAGAUUACAGGCAUUUGGUCUCUGUGCUCGUCUGCCUUUGAUCUGCACGGUUAAUUUUAUUUUCCUGGAUUUGGAGUUUCGUCCGGGCUUGUGCUGACACACAUUUUUGGGGGAGGAAGAAGCAUUUGGUACAGAAGUGGUGCCAGUGUGAAACUAAAUUACUGAAAGGGCGGAGACUGGAGAGAUUUCAGCACGUUGCAGUUUUCGGAUUGGGAAUAUAAUUCAUCAGAAGAGAUGGAAUCUAAAAGAUCACCAAAAGAACUAUUAUUCACCAUAGCAUUUUUACUAGCACAUUUGCCACAUAGAAUAAUGUCUGAAACAGGAGACUGCAGACAACAAGAAUUUAGGGAUCGUUCUGGAAACUGUAUCCCCUGCAAACAAUGUGGUCCAGGGAUGGAGCUGUCUAAGGAAUGUGGCUUUGGUUAUGGGGAGGAUGCACAGUGUAUGACAUGCAGGCCGCACAGAUUCAAGGAGGACUGGGGCUUUCAGAAAUGCAAACCCUGUCUGGAUUGUGCAUUAGUGAACCGAUUUCAGAAGGCCAACUGUUCUGUCACCAAUGAUGCUGUUUGUGGGGACUGCUUACCGGGAUUUUACAGGAAGACAAAGCUUGUCGGCUUUCAAGACAUGGAGUGUGUACCUUGUGGAGAUCCACCACCCCCAUAUGAGCCUCACUGUACAACCAAAGUCAAUCUUGUGAAGAUCCCAUCCACCACCUCCAGUCCACGAGACACUGCUCUGGCGGCUGUGAUCUGUAGUGCGCUUGCCACUGUUUUGUUGGCCCUGCUCAUCCUUUGCGUCAUCUACUGUAAGAGGCAGUUCAUGGAGAAGAAGCCCCGCUGGUCUAUGAGAUCACAGGAUAUCCAGUACAAUGGGUCAGAGCUGUCAUGUUUUGACAGACCUCGGCUUAAUGAAUAUCCUCACAGAACUUGUUGUCAAUGCCAUCAAGAUUCAGCACAGACUUGUGGGCCAGUUCACUUGAUUCCCUCCUUGUGCUGUGAUGAGACCUGUAGCAUGGAUCAUGGCACUCGGGGCUGUGCUCUCCACUCCAGGACCACCCUUCACGAAAGGAAUGCAAGUUCAGUGGGGGAAAUGCUUCCAACAUUCUUUGGUUCCAUUUCGCACUCCACCUGUGGCGAGCUUUCAGAUGCCUGGCCACUCAUGCAGAAUCCCAUCUGCAGUGACACACUCUCUCUCUCUGAAUCUUACUUGGAACUUAAUGGAGGAGAGAGAAAUUCACUCAACCUGGAAACCGAAAACUCAGCCACUUUGGAUUCAAACAGUAGCCAGGACCUGGUGGGUACAGUGGUUGCACUUCCACCUCAUCCUGAAAACUUGGCAGAAACUACUGAAUGGUCUCAACAAAAUACACUGACAGACUCAUCACUAACUCAGGAGACUUCAUCUUUUAGAAACCAACUGGAGCAAGAGAAUGAGGAAACCCUGAAUAUGGUCCCCCAACCUUCCCUCCAGGAAGCCUAAAGGACUCUUUUCUCCCAGGAAUGGAAGUGUACGUAACCCUAAUGCCACUCUGCUAACACUGGGGAACCGAACCCUGUCUGGACCGUGGAUGGUUUCUGACAAAGCUCAAUGGAACUGGCCACAUUUCAACUCUUUCAGGCAAUUGUGUCUGAGCCAGACCAGCUGGGAGCUGAAACCCCAGGGCACAACUUGAGAAAAGACUAAAAGCAGAUUCAUGAUACAUUGCAUCUCUUCCAAACAAGCCGUUUCCACGCUACGUGUGUGACUGAAAAGACUAAAGCCUUGAGCUUGAAGCUAAAGAGAUUACGUCCAUGUGACUGGAAACAGAAUUGAGUUGAACUUAUUAUAUUCCUCCGCCGAACGGCUGCAUGAGACUGAAGAGAUGGCGCGUUUGUGGACCUUCAUGUUUUGUUUUCAAAAACAAAUACAGUAAAUGGCAUCAUCCUAGACAUCAGAUUGUUUAGUUUUGAUGUAGAAGGAACUUAAAAGUAAGUUCUUCUGCUUGUGCAAAUGACCUUUUAUGGUAAUCUAAGCUCUCUAGCCCAGGUGGUUAGUGUUAAUGAGGCCAAAGGCUCAGGGUGAUCUCUACCCAGGUUGGUUAACAUCUCACAAAGAAGAACCCAUACAUAGACUGCAUCCCCAGUGGUAACCAGGAAUCUGACAAAUGUUAUGUUCUUGGUCACAAUGGAGAGUCCACAAGAGAGUGUGGAUGGCUCAGUCUUCUAUCACCAUUACUGCCCCUCCCCCAAAAGUAACAAUGCACACAGCUUGCCACCAGUAUAUCAUCUUUGUGUACAAUGGACAAUACACACAUGUAUGCAUUGAUGAGGAAGCUUUUUAUUGUUACAUUUGUUUCCAAGGCUGAGCUUCCAAUGCUCGGAAAUGUCUAUGUCAUAAUUAAACAGUAUUUCUAGGAUAAAGAGCUUUUAUGAAAGUAGUGCCUUUUGUAUUGAAGGCUUAAUAAGCUGUAACAUAGCAGGUUCAUCCACUGUUAGAGUGUAGAAUUUGUUAGUAGCCUUUGACAAAACUCCACAGUACUUUAAAGCCAGAAGAGUAUUCAAAAUGUGUCUGUUAUGUUGCAGUAUGUUAUGGUACUGAAGCCUCUUCCUGCCCCCACCAGAAUUACUAACUGCCUAUAGGAGGAUGGGAGAGUCAUAACAGUGCUCUCACUCCAUCCCUGUCGCCUUGGAAUUUUUACUCUUAAGUGAUUUGCUAGGAAAAAAAAAUAGCCCUGUUCGGGUGAAAAAGAAAUGUGCCUGGUAUGUUUUUGAAGUUCAUUCCCUUUUCCUGUGGCUGAGGAAAAGAUAAAGAGGGCUCCCCUUCUCACCACGAGAGCCUACACAAUGAGAUUUGCCCUGUGUCUUUUAACCAGUUCCUCUUGUUAACUCUUGGCCACAUUUGCACUUUUAAACAUUGAUUUUUAUCUCAUCAGCAUCGUCCCUUUUUUUCCAAUCCUUUUAUGUAUUUAAGGUUUAAAGCUGACAUUCAUUUUUCCCCCAGGCUUGUUAAAGUCCAUCUUUUCAAGCAGAUUCUUCCCUCUCUUUUUGUACACUGUGGUUUGAUAACAGUGAGAAACAUAGUAUGUCCCCUUCCACGUAGCCUAACCUCUCUCUGGUCAGUGUGGGGCAGAGGUACAUCUUUGUUAGCUUGUCUUGUGUUGGCUUUUUUUUUCCCAUCUCAUUACCUCACUUCCUUCCAGCUGAAAAAGGAAAUUACAUGGUUUUUCAUAGUCUAUAAUCUUCCAUGUCUACCACGUGGGCAAACAGAAUUGAAUUUUUUUUUAAAGUAUAAACAUUACUAUCAGGUAAGUCAAAUAUUUGCAUCGGAGCAGUCUUGCACAUUGCAGCAUUAAGAAAAACAUUAUACCCACUAAAAAGGAAUUCCAGUAUCCAUUAUUUGCAGGACACUUUGCUAACCAAGAGCUAACAGGAAUGUUUAUAGCACAGCCAGAGGAAGAAACUUGGUUUUCAUGUUAAAGAAACUACACUUUGGAAGUAUUAUGAAAUUCAUCAUUGGAUCAAAAGUCUAAGCUCAUUUUACUCAUGUAAACACCUUUGACCUUUGUGAAAAUCAUCUUUGGGAAAACCUCUGUCAUGGGCAAUUUCCAUAGAUUCUUUAAAAAUACUUUUGAAAAUGUAGUCAGUCUCACCACAAGCAGGUCUUACUGCAUUUAGGUCAACAAAGAGAAAGUCUCCAAGUAUAGUAAGGGGCAUCAGUUUAAAUGACCUAUUGUAACUCAUGCAUACAUGUGAUUGAUUCCAAUUAUUUUCCAUAUCCUUGGAGAUUUAGAGAUAGAAAGAACCUUAGAAAUCAUCUUGAUCCAACCUCCUCGCUUUACAGUUGAGGAAACUGAGGCCCAGUGACUUCAAAUAACUUGCCCAAAGUCACAUGGCUAGCUAGUGACAUAGGCAAGAGCAGAACCCAGGUUUUCUGGCUCCCAAUCUAAUGUUUUUCUCCCUAUACCCUGCUACUUUUGUUAUGACAAAAUAGCAGCGGAAUGGUUUGCUUUUUUAAAUCACCCUUGUGUACUCUCAGUAUUUUUUUUUCCAUGUAAAGAACUCUUACUGACUUCGAAGUCAGACACUGCAAGAGAGCACUCAACGAUGUGAAUGAGAUUUUGGCCUUGGAUCUCAAAACAUCCCUUCUGAUCCUCAGAGUAAUGCAAGGCCAUAUCACUACCGCCUGCUGAAGAAGCAUCCGAUAACGUUCUCUGAGCUUGGUUAGUAUUUUACAGAAAGGCAGCGCGCAUUUCAGAUUCCUAAAGAUAUUAUUGGAAUGUUGCAUAGCAGUCAACAGGCUGACCUUUCAGGGUACGUGUGCCAAGGAACUCAGACAAUUCAUGAUUUAAAGCACAUAGCCUGUUGGGGUUUACAGUCAGUGUGAUCAUUUUGGUUCAAGAGCAUUGGGGGUGUGCUGGAACCAACAUGAACUAGUUCUCAAGAGCUGAUUAUUAAAUUUUCAGUAUGAGCAUUUACACCUUGGAAAUCAGCAAAUGCUAUAGUUCAGGACUUGAUUUCUUGUUUUGUUGAUUGCCUACACUUAAUAAAAUGAUGGGGAAAAUGUUGAUGAUGCAGAUAAAAUUGAAAAGUGUGUCAUGCAUACUUUUUUUUGUUUGUUUUGGAGAGCUGAUUGUUAAUUUACUAGUUUACCCCCUGAAUAGUUUUCUGUAUGAAAUUCAUUCAAAGAAUGAAGUGUCUAUUGAGAUCACUGAAUUAAAGCACAGGAUUUCCCCCUUCCCUCUUAAUGUAAAUUGUACAUAUUUUUUUUUUAAAAAAUAGAUUUUUCUACUUUGAAUUGCUAUUGUUUAUGUUGCUUAGGUCAAGCACUGUGGUGUGUGCCAGUAGAAAACGUCCAUUGCCACUUUAAGGAUGUCAGCUUGAAUGAACUUAGUUUGUAUCAUUGCUUUUUUUUUGCAUAUGAGACUUUUUAAAAAAAUUCUAUAAGUUAUAGUUUUCUUGCACAAAUAGUUGUGUGAUGCUUUUUUUAUUUGUGAAUAAAAUCGCUACUUAAAUUGUUCUUA
Trichosurus vulpecula (common brushtail) is the source of this 5262-nucleotide messenger RNA. It is a transcript of the gene TNFRSF19, whose product is annotated as TNF receptor superfamily member 19. The coding region runs from base 498 to 1742 and encodes 414 amino acids. Gene Ontology annotation, cellular component: plasma membrane. The transcript is spliced from 10 exons. Gene Ontology annotation, molecular function: protein binding; signaling receptor activity. The record is from RefSeq and is a predicted model, not a curated record. Lineage: Eukaryota; Metazoa; Chordata; Mammalia; Diprotodontia; Phalangeridae. Gene Ontology annotation, biological process: positive regulation of canonical NF-kappaB signal transduction; positive regulation of JNK cascade.